Messenger RNA from Capronia coronata CBS 617.96, 1002 nucleotides. RefSeq lists its product as uncharacterized. NCBI's taxonomy places the organism in Eukaryota, Fungi, Ascomycota, Eurotiomycetes, Chaetothyriales, Herpotrichiellaceae. The record is from RefSeq and is a predicted model, not a curated record. The transcript has a single exon. The coding region runs from base 1 to 1002 and encodes 333 amino acids.
AUGUCCCGUCGACCGCCAUCCGACGCCUUCACCCGCUUCACCUCGACCACACCUCACGCCAUGCAGCGGCCCGCGACGACAUUCACCUACCAGCCCGCCUCGCGCCCGGCCGCUGACGCUCGGCCGUCCCCAAAUUCUUCAUCUUCGUCCCCAUCUUCACCUCCAAACUCUCAACAACCUCCACGCUCACAAGGACCGCCCGGCGAAACACCGCAAGAAAGAGUAGCACGUCUACGAGCGGCCGCACGAGCGGCGAAGGAACAAGCGGCCUAUUCGCCCGUAGAGCGCGUGAUCGAGGUCGGCCGACGCUGGGCCGACCGUGCCCACCGGUUCACGACGUACGGCCUGCUCCUAUUUGCAGGUGUGUCGACCGUGGUCGCGGCCUACGGCACUACGAGUCUGAUCGCCCACAAUCGGAGGCAGAAACGGGCCUGGAUUGAGCGCGAACUGGACCGGCUGGACGCGGCCCGCCAGGCCUUCCUACGUGGUGAGGCGAAUGCCGAACAGCUGCAUCUGCUCGAGCAGGAGCGGGCCGGUCAUGAGAUGGAGUCGGCGAGGAACAUCGCGGCCGAGAAGAAGAAGAACGAGAGUUAUUGGAGCAAGAUCAAGGGUAUGCUUGGCGGGCAGAUGGCCAAGGGCGAGAUGGGCCAGGAGACCGAGGCGGAGAGGCUGGAGAGAGAGGCGAGACAGGCUAGACGGCAGCAGCAACAGAUCGCCGGAGAAGGGUUUGUCGAAGGCGAGGUGCGGCCUGUUGCCGUGGCGGAGAGCGGCAUCAAAGGCGUCGGCGUCGACUCCAAGGGUCGACCGGUGCCGGCGAAUAAAGUGGAAUAUCUCGCUACCAAGAUCGAAGAGGAGAGGAGAGCGGGCGAGAAGGAAGUCACUGCACAUACAAGGUCCAAAGGUGGUCCCCUGGACGCCCUCGCCAGCAAUGUGGCAGAUGCUGUCAAACCCUCGACUGAAAGCCAAGGAUGGCUGAGUUGGAUCAGAGGCAGUAAAUCUUAG